AUGGCUUCUAUUCGCUACUGUGUGCGACACCGAAUCGCAGCAUUCAUCUUUGCCUACGUGAUAUUCCUGAAUGGUUUGGUUGAAGGCGCUCCCGCUACAGAUAACAGUUUGGCUAGUGGAACAUCCCCGGCGGGAGGCAUUGCAUUCUAUGCCGAGAAUGCAGAUUUCUAUCGUAAGGUCACAGUUUUGGAAUCACUUGCGUGGCCUUGUCAGGAGUUUUGUGUUAGUUUGAAGAAACUAGUAGCCGAUAUACGCCUAUCUAAUGCUUCACCUGAAGAUAAGGAAGCAGAUGCAGAUGAGUGUGCUAAACUCAUAUAUGAUGUUGAACUUCUACGUAGUGCAAGUAUGGAUUACGCUGAACUGAGGAAGAUGGUAAAUGAAUACCGUGCCAUAACUAGAGGCCUAAAAAGGAAACAAGCAACGCCGGAAAGGUUGACUAAACUUAAAAACGCUUUGAAGAAUCUAGAAGAGCGAUUCAAAGCAAAAGAAAAUUUUGCAUCAACAACCUUAAACUACGAUAAUGCAUCGUAUUACAGAGACACCGCAAGACGGGCAAGAGAUAUAUUAAGAAAAUAUAAGGUGCAGACACCAACGUCGCCUGAUUCUCAUGAUCAAGGGUCAUCGGCGGAUAGAGGGGCGAAUGCAGCAGAACUCGAACCAGAUUUAGCGGGCGGUGCAGGAGGGCGCCAUAGUGGUGGAGGCGAAAAUGUCCAAGCGUCUGAUCCAGGCAAUGAAACGAUGCGGACAUUACUCAACGAUCGCUCAUUAUUAACAAGGUUAGAUACAGUUCAGACCGAAGCGGAGAAAAUAGAAGAGCUAUUACGUGCCUUUACAACGAAGAUACGGGAUACAAUUCCGGAGGACAUUCAAUAUAAUUACGACACGUAUUGUGAAGAAUUUAUACGGAUAAGGGGCGCAUGGGAUAUUUACAAACGCUACAACGACAUCAGUGAAACACUAAAAAGAAUCAGUCCGACGUCUCCUCAAGGAAUUGAAUUAAUAAGAGAGCAACAGAGGCUCGAACUAGCAUUAGAUGAGUACGCGUAUAUCGUAAAUAGCUUAUACCUGGGAGAGUUGGAGCGAGUGGUGUCGCACAUACUGUUUAGGUUGGGGCUAUUUGAAGACCACAGGAAUUAUACCGGACCUAAUCUCAAGGAUACCACAACAUCAGCAGAUGAAAACACGCCGCAGGAUAUCACGGGUGAAGGAGAAACCACAGGUGGUUUAUGCAGAACACAAGCUAGCUGUGGAAUUAUCAACAAUGUGCGGAACAAAAAGUAUGCUAAGGAGCCUUCGGGACUUGUGGCGAUGGGCACCAGGGUUAUUCAAACCAUGGUAGCACUUGGUACAAUGGUAGUUCUGUAA
Molecule: messenger RNA, 1365 nt
Organism: Babesia ovata
Lineage: Eukaryota; Apicomplexa; Aconoidasida; Piroplasmida; Babesiidae
Product: P2X purinoceptor 4-like isoform 2, putative
Exons: 1
Coding region: 1-1365 (454 amino acids)
Source: RefSeq, a predicted model, not a curated record